Molecule: messenger RNA, 2194 nt
Organism: Durio zibethinus
Lineage: Eukaryota; Viridiplantae; Streptophyta; Magnoliopsida; Malvales; Malvaceae
Product: O-fucosyltransferase 23-like
Biological process (GO): pollen-pistil interaction
Source: RefSeq, a predicted model, not a curated record
UAUUUUCUCACAAUCAUCACCCUAGAUUCCCAUCCUAUUUUUCUAACAUUUAUUAUUGUCCUCAAUGCAUUUCUUUUCUGGGUGUUUUUUGAACAUAGUCAAUACUUUUUUUUUUAUUGAAAAUCUUUUAAGAAUAAGUACAUUUUUUUAAUCAUCUGUUGAUGUUGUCAUCGACGUUUUCAUGUUUGUCAUGAUGGCGAUGUGUUGGCUUGCAUUUGGUUCGAUGGAAUUCUGACUUUUCUACAUUCUUUCAUGAUCAUUUUCUUUUCUUUUGUUCUCUAUUGUUUUAAAUUUUGUGUCUUUUUCCAUCCUGGGUCUUUCUCAGAAUUCAGGUUUAUUUGGUCACUGUAAGGAUUCCUUGUGGCAGGCAAAUGCAGAUUUCAAAGCAAGAUUCUGAUACCAAAGCGACAUUUUUGGUGUCUUCUCAGCUCUAGAUACCUGUAGUUUCCUAGGUUAUAGUGAUUUUAGGACUUGGUGUAUGCCAAUCUGUUGUUAAUUUCUGCAAUGGUCUCUUUUCAAUGAGGCUGGUUGUGAGAAAGCUGCAAGUUUGUGACUUUCAAAUGGACUUGUCCUCUAAAUGUAAGCUUUCAAGGUUAUUCGGCUGCUAUUUGACUUCUGUAACAUGCAAAUGUCUUGCUUUGGUCACUAUUACUCUGUUUCUCAGAGCUAUCUUGCUCCAUUUAUUCUCUGGCUAUGGCGUGAUUGAAUGGAACAACCCGGACUUGAUUCUAAGCCCCUCUUUAUUGUUGAACUCUGAAGACGGGAUUCGUAGAGAAAAGUUUUUGGAGGUUCCUCAAAUUGUGUGGGGACUAAAUAAUCAGAAGAUAGCAUUUGCAAGAGCUUGUCUAACUGCUAGAAUGCUGAACCGAACUCUUUUGAUGCCUAGCUUAAGUGCUUCACUUUUCUACAAGGAAAUUGACCGCUUGCAGCCUAUUUCCUUUGAUAAAGUCUUCCAAUUUGAAAGGUUUAAUUCUCUCUGUAAUGGGUUUGUGCUGUUGGGUCGUUACUCGGAUCUUAAGAAUCAAACUGGAAUGUAUGAUCUCCAAAAGGGAAGUGGAAGAAAGUGGACAGUUGAGAGAGACCUUGAGCAGUUGAAGCAAAGCAGCAAAGGUUUUGUUGAUGAGUAUGAAGUGAUCAGAAUUGUUGGAAAGAAUCCGUUUCUUUGGCAUGAUCAUUGGCCUGUUAAGGACUAUGCAAGGGUCUUUGAGUGCUUGGUUUUGGUUCAUGAGAUAGCAAAAGAAGCAGAUAAAGUUGUGUCCAAGAUCAGGCAGAUGGGAAGAACGGUUAGGAGCAAAACUGAGACAGCACAAAACAAUUUUGAUGCAGAGGGUUCUUCACUGCCACCGGCUCCAUACAUAGCAGUCCAUAUGAGGGUAGAAAUAGACUGGAUGAUUCACUGUAAGAAGUUGGAGCAAAGAUCAGGCAUAAGCCAAAUUUGUAGUAGCAAGCAAGAAAUUAUGGAAAGAGUGGGGAACAUUGUCAGCUUGGAAUCCCCCACUGUUGUUUAUCUUGCUGUUGCCGAUAGUCUCCUCAAUGAUUCUUCAAUAUUGGGUGGUUGGAAGAAAGGAUCGCUUCCUUUUGAAAAGAAGAAAUUAGGGGUUGAUGGAAUUUACAAUAAGCAUCCAUAUCUCAUUCAGUCAGCAAUUGACUAUGAGGUGUGCUCAAGGGCUGAUAUAUUUGUAGGCAACAGUUUUUCCACUUUUUCUAGCCUCAUAGUUCUUGAGAGAACACAAAAGAUGAUCAGAAUGGGCAUCACAAGCUCAUGUGACAUCAAUGUCAGGUGGCCGUCUUAUGCAUAUAAUAUACCGGGGGAAUCGAAUCGGCCUCAGAAAUGGAUGACUAAAAUGUCUGAUUCAAGUCUCAAAGCAAUUAGUUAUGGUUCUAAUUCAAUCUCAUGUUGAAGUUUGUGCAUCCCCAGUAGCUGCUGGUAAUAUCACUGCAUGUUCAGCAUUUUUUAACCCAAUUCAUAGUGCUGAUUGAAUGGUUUAAGGGAUACAUAUAGUGUAUAGAAAAGCAAUAGGAGAGAAUAUCAAGAUACAGUUGAAUACUGAAAUACGCACGGUUCAUUUUAUAAUUUUGGUGUUUUGCUCACUUUUUUUUUUCUACAUAAGACUGGUCGCAGUUUUGGAAUAGAAAAAGGCUUGCAAGAUAGCAUGUAUUAGAAUUAAAAUUUCAAAUGUGAUAUUAUUUUUUA